This is a messenger RNA of Bactrocera tryoni, 835 nucleotides long. RefSeq lists its product as uncharacterized. Lineage: Eukaryota; Metazoa; Arthropoda; Insecta; Diptera; Tephritidae. The record is from RefSeq and is a predicted model, not a curated record. Bases 322 to 651 code for a protein of 109 amino acids. The transcript is spliced from 4 exons.
GUCUUGCAAAAACCUUCGUUACGAUGGCAAAAAUGUAAAUAUGGCUGUGAAUGAGCAUAAUCUGGACCCCACUAUUCGGCAUGGUUGCUUAUUUGUUCGUAACAUUUUUCUGCGGUGAACAUUUAUUACUGUGAAAAUAACGCAAUACAACCAUUUUCCGGUCAAAAGUCAGCCAUCUUGAUUAAAAGUCGGCCAUCUUGGAUUCCAAUAGAAACUCAACCCCGGACUACACUUGACGUUUCUACAGUGGCACCUCUCAGCUGUGCCUUUGUUUACAUAACAUCAGCUGAUAGUGACCUUACUCCUCCUCUUCCGUGGUAGAUGCCGGAAAAAACUGAAGUUCAGGCAGAAGGCAAAAAUUUGCGUGAAUGCAAAGUACUGACGGCUACAACUCAGAAGUUCCUUGGCCGCAUUACCAGCAAUAUAGAGGAUGAAGAGUAUUUGGAGCUUUCAUCCAAAAUUCCCAUGUCAUCGGCAGAACAACUACUGACUGUUGAAACGCUGUUAAAAGCGAAGAUGCGGCUACUGGCAAAGGCAAAGGGUCAUAAAGGUAGUGUGCACGGUGGCCUUCGUUCGUUAUUUUCAGACGAGUUAAUGGCUAACUACAAUCGUAGGGGAAAAUUUGCGCCUUUUGAAACUAAAGUGCAUUGAUAUAAUUUUUGUUGAAUUUUAUAAAAAUAAAUAUAUAAUACCAAAUUUAGAAUAGCUUUGCAAAUAGUUUUUCCAAAAAUAAGCAACAUAAAUAUUAAUUUAAAAUUAAGUCUAAUAAAGUAAGGUAGAUACAUAUAUACAAAGUUACGUUAUUGUUAAGUUAGAUUAAGUUGUAAAUAAUAUU